GAGCGGCCCAGAAGGAAAGCGGAGGAACAGAAAAAGGAGGCCCCCCUGGCCGGGCAGCGGCACCCCAAGCCACCCACCAUGGCGCUGGGCUUGGAGCAGGCGGAGGAGCAGCGGCUGUACCAGCAGACGCUCCUGCAGGACGGGCUCAAGGACAUGCUGGACCACGGCAAGUUCCUCGACUGUGUGGUGCGGGUAGGCGAGCGCGAGUUCCCGUGCCACCGCCUGGUGCUGGCCGCCUGCAGCCCCUACUUCCGGGCGCGCUUCCUGGCCGAGCCCGAGCAGGCCGGCGAGCUGCGCCUGGAGGAGGUGUCCCCGGACGUGGUGGCCCAGGUGUUGCACUACCUGUACACGUCGGAGAUCGCGCUGGACGAGGCGAGCGUGCAGGACUUGUUCGCAGCAGCGCACCGCUUCCAGAUCCCGUCCAUCUUCACCAUCUGCGUGUCUUUCCUACAGAAGCGCCUGUGCCUCGCCAACUGCCUGGCCGUCUUCCGCCUCGGCCUCCUCCUCGACUGCGCGCGCCUGGCCGUGGCCGCCCGCGACUUCAUCUGCGCGCGCUUCUCACUGGUGGCGCGCGACGCCGACUUCCUCGGGCUCUCGGCCGACGAGCUCAUCGCCAUCAUCUCCAGCGACGGCCUCAACGUGGAGAAGGAGGAGGCGGUGUUCGAGGCGGUGAUGCGGUGGGCGGGCAGCGGCGACGCCAAGGCGCAGGCGGAGCGCCAGCGUGCGCUGCCCACCGUCUUCGAGAGCAUACGCUGCCGCCUGCUGCCGCGCGCCUUCCUGGAGAGCCGCGUGGAGAACCACCCUCUUGUGCGUGCCCAGCCCGAGUUGCUGCGCAAGGUGCAGAUGGUGAAGGACGCACACGAGGGCCGCCUCACUGUGCUGCGCAAGAAGAAGAAGGACAAGGGGAAGGAGGCAGCCGGGUCCAAGGCUGCUGACAAGGGCACAGGCGAAGCCAAGGCACAGGAGGAGCAGGUGGAGGAGGACGAACGUAUCAUACCCGGGAUCCUCAAUGACACUCUGCGCUUUGGCAUGUUCCUGCAGGACCUCAUCUUCAUGAUCAGCGAGGAGGGAGCCGUGGCCUAUGAUCCGGCAGCCAACGAGUGUUACUGUGCUUCCCUCUCCACCCAGAUCCCUAAGAACCAUGUCAGCCUUGUGACCAAGGAGAACCAGGUCUUUGUGGCCGGGGGCCUCUUCUACAACGAGGACAACAAAGAGGACCCCAUGAGUGCUUACUUCUUGCAGUUUGACCACCUGGAUUCCGAGUGGCUGGGAAUGCCACCGCUGCCCUCGCCGCGCUGCCUCUUCGGCCUGGGAGAGGCUCUCAACUCCAUCUACGUGGUCGGCGGCAGGGAGCUCAAGGACGGCGAGCGCAGCCUGGACUCGGUCAUGUGCUACGACCGGCUGUCGUUCAAAUGGGGCGAAUCGGACCCGCUGCCCUACGCUGUGUACGGCCACGCGGUGCUCUCCCAUAUGGACCUGGUCUACGUCAUUGGCGGCAAGGGCAGUGACAGGAAGUGCCUGAAGAAGAUGUGUGUCUAUGACCCUAAGAAGUUCGAGUGGAAGGAGCUGGCACCCAUGCAGACUGCCCGCUCCCUCUUCGGGGCCACCGUCCACGACGGCCGCAUUUUUGUAGCCGCUGGGGUCACAGACACGGGGCUGACCAGUUCAGCGGAAGUAUACAGCAUCGCGGACAACAAGUGGGCACCCUUUGAGGCCUUCCCGCAGGAACGCAGCUCACUCAGCCUGGUCAGCCUGGCGGGCACCCUUUAUGCCAUCGGUGGCUUUGCCACACUGGAGACCGAGUCUGGAGAGCUGGUCCCUACAGAGCUCAAUGACAUCUGGAGAUAUAAUGAGGAUGAGAAGAAGUGGGAGGGCGUCCUGCGGGAGAUCGCCUACGCAGCCGGUGCCACCUUCCUACCUGUGCGGCUCAACGUGCUGCGCCUGACCAAGAUGUGACCAGCCCGGAGGGCCUGAACUUAGCAUCCCUCCUGUCCUGUGGCCACACAGGCCCGCCAUGUGGGGACUCCCGAGAGGAGGCUGGGAGAGGCCAGAACCCACCUGGAUCCCGUUGUGCCGCCCGGGCUGCUGCUUUGGCAGGGGAGGGAGAUUGCUGCCCAGUCCUAGCCUUUCCGGCAGGGAUGAGGAACUGAAGGGCUCAUAGGCGUCCCCAUAUCCUUGGUGUCCUUGUUCCAUGAGCCAGAACCACAGAGAGGUGUCCCAGGCAGCAUUCUGGCCCAGUCCCAGCUUGCGUGUGUGUGCGUGGGGAAAUUUCCCCACGGGAAGCCAUCUCCUUACCUGUCAGAUGGGGAGUGUCCCCCUCAAGCACACCCUGCGGCCUGGAUAAGUCACCUUCCUUAAGAAGAAUAAAGUGCCUUCUGAGCAAGUAGCUCAGGGUCUGGAAUCAGGUACUCCAAGAGUCAGUGACCAAGUGGUUGAAGAUUCUGGGCUUCAACGUUCAGCUGCUGGGCUGGCCAGGUCAGCGGCCUCUGCACUCCACACAGGUUCUCCUCCACAGUCUGUGUGCACCAAGAGCCU
Messenger RNA from Panthera uncia (snow leopard), 2535 nucleotides. It is a transcript of the gene KLHL40, whose product is annotated as kelch like family member 40. NCBI's taxonomy places the organism in Eukaryota, Metazoa, Chordata, Mammalia, Carnivora, Felidae. Gene Ontology annotation, cellular component: I band; A band. Gene Ontology annotation, biological process: skeletal muscle fiber development; negative regulation of protein ubiquitination; negative regulation of proteasomal ubiquitin-dependent protein catabolic process. The record is from RefSeq and is a predicted model, not a curated record. Gene Ontology annotation, molecular function: protein binding. Bases 79 to 1956 code for a protein of 625 amino acids. The transcript is spliced from 6 exons.